UUCUUAGUAUUUAGGUAUUUAGAUUCAAAAUAUCAAAGGGGCCCAUUAAGAACUUUCAAAAUUUUAAAAUAAGGAUUAGGGAUUGGUUUGGGUUGUGCUAUAUCUAUCAAAGAGUAUACAAUAAUGAUGGAUUUGGUGAAUCAAAUCCAUGGUUUAAUAACGAACCGUGUUAACUUACCAUAACAACAACUCAAUUCCUAUCGAAUUCCUCUAGUAGAAUUUCUAUAGGAUAGAACGUACACACGGUGUACGCAUUAUAUAUGAAUGAAACAUAUUCAUUAACUUAAGCAUACUCCUUUUUAGAUUUUUGCAAAGGUUUCAUUUACGCCUAAUCCAUAUCGAGUAGACCCUGUCGUUGUGAGAAUUCUUAAUUCAUGAGUUGUAGGGAGGGACUUAUGUCACCACAAACAGAAACUAAAGCAAGUGUUGGAUUUAAAGCUGGUGUUAAGGAUUAUAAAUUGACUUACUACACCCCGGAGUACGAAACCAAGGAUACUGAUAUCUUGGCAGCAUUCCGAGUAACUCCUCAGCCCGGGGUUCCACCUGAAGAAGCAGGGGCUGCAGUAGCUGCAGAAUCUUCUACUAGUACAUGGACAACUAUUUGGACUGAUGGACUUACCAGUCUUGAUCAUUACAAAGGAUGAUGCUAUCACAUCGAGCCCGUUCCUGGGACAGAUCAAUAUAUCUGUUAUAUAGCUUAUCCAUUAGACCUAUUUGAAGAGGGCUCUGUUACUAACAUGUUUACUUCCAUUGUGGGUAACGUAUUUGGUUUCAAAGCCCUACGCGCUCUACGUUUGGAGGAUCUAUGAAUUCCCCCUACUUAUUCAAAAACUUUCCAAGGUCCGCCUCACGGUAUCCAAGUUGAAAGGGAUAAGUUGAACAAGUAUGGUCGCCCUUUAUUGGGAUGUACUAUUAAACCAAAAUUGGGAUUAUCCGCAAAAAAAUACGGUAGAGCGUGUUAUGAGUGUCUACGUGGUGGACUUGAUUUUACCAAAGAUGAUGAAAACGUAAACUCACAACCAUUUAUGCGCUGGAGAGACCGUUUUGUCUUUUGUGCUGAAACAAUUUAUAAAGCACAAGCCGAAACCGGUGAAAUCAAGGGGCAUUACUUGAAUGCGACUGCAGGUACAUGCGAAGAAAUGAUUAAGAGAGCUGUAUUUGCAAGGGAAUUAGGGGUUUCUAUUGUAAUGCAUGACUACAUAACUGGAGGAUUCACCGCAAAUACUAGUUUGGCUCAUUAUUACCGCGACAACGGCCUACUUCUUCACAUUCACCGAGCAAUGCAUGCAGUUAUUGAUAGACAAAAAAAAUCAUGGUAUGCAUUUCUGUGUAUUAGCUAAAGCAUUGCGUAUGUCGGGGGGAGAUCAUAUCCACGCCGGUACAGUAGUAGGUAAGUUAGAAGGGGAACGCGAAAUAACUUUAGGUUUUGUUGAUUUAUUGCGCGAUGGUUUCAUUGAAAAAGAUCGUUCUCGCGGUAUCUUUUUCACUCAGGACUGGGUAUCCAUGCCAGGUGUUAUACCGGUGGCUUCAGGGGUAUUCAUGUUUGGCAUAUGCCAGCUCUGACCGAAAUCUUUGGAGACGAUUCCGUAUUACAAUUUGGUGGAGGAACCUUAGGACAUCCUUGGGGAAAUGCACCUAGUGCAGCAGCUAAUCGUGUGGCUUUAGAAGCCUGUGUAAAAGCUCAUAACGAAGGGCGCGAUCUUGCUCGUGAAGGUAAUGAAAUUAUCAAAGCAGCUUGCAAAUGGAGUCCUGAACUAGCCGUAGCUUGUGAAGUAUGGAAGGCGAUCACAUUUGAUUUCGCGCCGGUGGAUACCAUAGAUAAGUAGAUAAAACUAGAUAUAAAGAAGGUCUAAAUAAAAUAAAAAAGAAGCAAAA
Messenger RNA from Panicum virgatum (switchgrass), 1875 nucleotides. Its product is annotated as ribulose bisphosphate carboxylase large chain. Gene Ontology annotation, biological process: carbon fixation. The record is from RefSeq and is a predicted model, not a curated record. Gene Ontology annotation, molecular function: magnesium ion binding; ribulose-bisphosphate carboxylase activity. NCBI's taxonomy places the organism in Eukaryota, Viridiplantae, Streptophyta, Magnoliopsida, Poales, Poaceae.